CAAAGUGGAGAGAGAGAAAGAGGAGGAGCAACAACAGAGUAAAGAGAAAUAGAGAGAGGCAGAAAGCUCCACACACAUCAGUUAUUAGCUGUAAGAAGACAAGAGCGAGAGAGGACAUACUGUAACAGGAUAAAAAGAAAAAAUAGAAAGAGAAGGGAAAAGAAAGCAAAAGAGAAGAAAAGAAGAAACUCAAGACCAAGACACAAAGAAGAAAGUGAAAGGCUGAGGAAGUUGUUGCUCAGUAGGGAAUCCAUUCAGCACCCUGUAGAGACUUCAGUUUUUGUCCAAGUGAACUGACAAAACCUGUGACUGGGAGUCUACUGGGAGGUCGGACUGGUUUCUACCCACAGUGAGCAGACUGCCAAGCACCAUGGCUGACAACGUGAACGAGGAGUCGGAUUAUAACCCGGGAAAAGAUGAGCUGGACUGGGGCUACGAGGAAGGUGUAGAAUGGGGACUCCUUUUCCCAGCAGCCAACGGCGAGUACCAGUCUCCCAUUAACUUAAACUCCAGGGAGGCUCAGUAUGACCCGUCCCUCCUGGAUGUCGGCUUAUCACCAAACUAUGUGGUGUGUCGAGACUGUGAGGUCAUCAACGACGGACACACCGUCCGCAUCAUUCUCAAGUCCAAGUCAGUGGUUACCGGGGGUCCGUUGCCCAGUGAUCAUGAGUAUGAGCUUCAUGAGGUUCGAUUCCACUGGGGCAAAGAGAACCAGAGAGGAUCAGAGCACACUGUCAACUUCAAGGCUUUCCCUAUGGAGCUCCAUCUGAUUCACUGGAACAGCACACUGUUUAACACUUUGGAGGACGCUCUUGGGAUGAAGAAUGGAGUCCUCAUCAUAGCUCUUUUUGUGCAGAUUGGUAAGGAGCAUCUGGGUCUGAAGGCCAUCACUGAAGUUCUACAGGACCUGCAGUACAAGGGGAAGAGCAAGAUAAUCCCCUGCUUCAACCCCAACACUCUGUUACCUGACCCUUUACUGAGAGACUACUGGGUGUAUGAAGGAUCUCUGACCACCCCGCCUUGUAGUGAAAGUGUGACCUGGAUUCUCUACCGCUACCCUCUCACCAUCUCACAGUCACAGAUUGAGGAGUUUCGGAGGCUGCGGUCCCAUGUCAAAGGGGCGGAGCUACUGGAAGGGAAUGAUGGGAUGUUGGGCGACAACUUCCGUCCCACCCAGCCGCUCAGCGACCGGACGGUUCGUGCCGCCUUUCAGUGACUCUCGCUUUGCACUGCAAACUCAGAAAAACUAUGGGACCUACAGAUACAAGUGCAGAAGGAGAGAAGGAAGAAGACGUGUGAAGAGAGGAAUGGAAAAAGAGGGAGAGAGAAAAAGUUAACGUGGUUGUAGAUCAGCUGCAGACUGAAGGUGGACAAACUUGGACAAACCUUCAAUGUAUGCUUUUGUUCAGUGUGUAUGUGUGUGUGUGUGUGUGUGUGUGUGUGUGUGUGUGUGUGUGUGUGUGAGUGUGUGUCAGAGGUGUCAAGUAACUAAGUACAAAUACUUAUACUUAAAUAGAAAUUUUAGGUAUCUAUACUUUACUGGAGUAAAUAUUUUACAGCAGACUUUUCACUUCUACUCCUUACAUUUUCAC
Molecule: messenger RNA, 1592 nt
Organism: Sander lucioperca (pikeperch)
Lineage: Eukaryota; Metazoa; Chordata; Actinopteri; Perciformes; Percidae
Gene: ca8
Product: carbonic anhydrase VIII
Exons: 9
Coding region: 371-1216 (281 amino acids)
Molecular function (GO): zinc ion binding; carbonate dehydratase activity
Source: RefSeq, a predicted model, not a curated record